AUGUGCGGUGCGAUUCUACAGUUGCUGCUUUCGACUGGAUUUCUUCUUCAUAGUGGUCUCGGCAUCGUUGAGAACAAUGAACUGGCUGGACCGCCAAAUAUCCAAUGUGAAGCCGGAGCGAUUGAAAUACACUUCAGGACAACAAAACAGUUUAGUGGAAAAGUUUACGUAAAAGGCAGCUUCAAUCGUCCGGAAUGUCGGAUGGAUUACAGUUCAAAAUCUCCGACAUCAAAUCAAGCUGGUGAAAUCAGAAUUGGUCAUGGCUCAUGCAAUAUGGAUCGACAAAGAACGCUUGCUCCAGACGGUGUGAUGUUCUCCAUUGUUCUAGUGAUUAGUUUUCAUCCGUUAUUCGUCACUAAGUACGACAAGAUUUACAGCGUAAAAUGUUUGUAUCAAGAAGUGACCCACACGGUCAAAACGAGGCUUGAUGUGAGUAUGCUCCCUUCUGAACCGUUAAACAACGAUAUGAUUGUACCGUCGUGUUCGUAUACGAUCAGAAAGGAUUCCCUGGAUGGACCUAUCCUCUCCUAUGCGAGAGUGGGAGAACAAGUCGUUCACAGAUGGAACUGUGACUCGGAACAGUUUGGAAUUCUCGUUCAUAGCUGUAUUGUCGAGGAUGGACAAGGAGAACGGCAAACAAUUAUUGACGAAAACGGAUGCCAUACGGAUCGUCGACUACUUGGAGAUCCAACAUACGCGGAAGCGUUAAAUAUGGCGUAUCGUGAAUCGUUCGUGUUCAAAUUCGCCGAUCGAACCGCUCUACGAUUUAAAUGCGGCAUACGACUGUGCUUAAAAAUUGACGGCGGUUGCGAUGGUGUUACGCCGCCGCUUUGCAUCAACGAAACACGUUUGCAGGAAAAUUCUAUACAACGGAAUGUUCUCCAAUAUAGGAAAUUGAGACUACGCCGAAGCCCAGUAUCUUCUGCAGAGAAGGAUGCAGAUCUACUCUCGCAACAACUUUACAUCCUUGAUAAUUCUGAUGAAGAGUUGACACAGCUUGAUGGAGGUCAUGCUUCGCCUCCUCACAUGCUAUGCCUCAGUCUUUAUACUUCCGCUUGGACAACUUACCUUAUAGCAACAGGUUUCCUGGUGUCGUUAACGUUUGCCCUUCUUCAAGGUCAUAAAACAGUAUGUUUCCUAUUCAAUUUGGAUACGACAUGA
This is a messenger RNA of Necator americanus (New World hookworm), 1161 nucleotides long. RefSeq lists its product as uncharacterized. The record is from RefSeq and is a predicted model, not a curated record. The coding region runs from base 1 to 1161 and encodes 386 amino acids. The transcript has 12 exons. NCBI's taxonomy places the organism in Eukaryota, Metazoa, Nematoda, Chromadorea, Rhabditida, Ancylostomatidae.